CAUUCAGACUUCUAAACCACCUGGUGUCAAAUGUAUCUGCCAAAGUCAGCAGGCCAACAAUCUGCUGAGUGUGUGAAGAAGAAAUGUCUUAUGAAGACAGGGUCGUACAUUUACUCACAUAUCUCCGAACCGAUUUUAGGAGUCCAAGGUCUAUUACGCCCUCAAGACCUGAAUAUGGACCUGAGAACAAAAGCACUGCCAUCGUCGAAUUUAAGAGGAUAUUCAAACUCAUCUGGCAUAUUGUUUUGAUCGGAAUUCUGAGCGGCAUCCUCCUCGCGGUGGUAUUGGUCAUCAUUAUUGAGUGGAACACCAACCAAGACGUGAUAAUGAGUCUAGAGCAACUCAAAGAGGAGAUGGCGAUCAACACUGAGAGGCUGCUAGAAGAGAAAAACUUGAUUGCAGAACAGCUGAACUUAACCAGGGCAAACUUCUCCAUUCUGAAGGCCGAGUAUGACCAGAUGUGGGACAAAUCUUCUUGCAAUUUAACCGUGCUGGAGAUGGAAAUCAACCGCCUGAAUGGGGUCUUGAAGAUAGCUGGACAAAGUAGAGAUCAGUAUGAGAAGCAGGUCAAGCAGCUGACGAACCAAGUGAAGAGUUUCCAGAAUAAUAUCCGGCUUUUGGAGCAGGACAAGAGGAAACAGAGUUCAAUCCUGUCCUCCAAACGGCUCGACUACAUCUGGAGUCUUUGUAACCGGACCACGUUGAGGUGCUCCCGCUGCAUUCGGGGUUGGAAGGAGCACAAUUCCCGGUGCUUCUUACUGACCAAAGUGGAUAAGAACUGGGAAAAUGCUCGCAUCGAUUGCCUCAAAUACAAGGGGGACCUAGCUGUUGUCCUGAACGCCGAAGAUCAGGCGUUCCUGACGAACCUGACGUUCCAGUUUAAAAAGGCAAAUCCCAGCAUAAACUUUCACUCAGCGUGGAUCGGACUGCAGGACUUGGUCAAGGAAGGAGUUCACUUCUGGGUCAAUGGAGAGAGAAUCAAAUGGGAUGCCAUAUACUGGAGACCUGGCGAGCCCAACAAUGACAUCACUACCCGGGACACUGAUCAGGCCGGUCAGGACUGCGUGUCCAUAGUACCACCGAAUGCGGUGGGACCUGAGGGCUGGAUGAACAGCUGGGAUGACAUUACUUGUGAUGGGAAACGUCACUACAUCUGUGAGACUGAAGCUCUGAUUUUGGCCUAGGAUGGACGAAGUCCUGUUUUAAUCUGGCGACAAGACACAUGUGGGAGGAAGUAGUAGGAUCACAGAGACUGAAAUGCAACAUUCUUGUUAAAAAGCACAAAACUCUGAGCAGACAAAGCUCAGAAUGAAAGAUUGCAGGGACAGCAUCAUGCUGUUGGGAUUGGAUGGGAUAAUGAGAAGGUAGAUGGAGCUAAAAACAUAUUCAGUCUAUACCCUAAGAAAAUCUAAAACUACAGAAGAAGCAAAAGCAAAAAACAAUUUAAGAAUUGUUAUACAUUGCGACCUGUAUGGUUCACACAGUAUGCAGAUGACUAUUCGAUUCAUUACACCUCCCCCCCCUUUUUUUUUUUUUUUUUUUUUUUUUUUUUUAAGAAAGCAUCGAACAAGAACACAGAAUAAUUAAAAAUUCAGAAAUGCUACUGUUGGUAUGCUUGAUGUACAAAUGUCGGAAUACACAAUUAACAACAACAGAUUUAAUUAACAACAACCAAAUCCCAGCUAACUGUUCCUGAUCAGGAAGCUAGUGUUUGCCCUUCAGCACAGCUACCAGAUACAGGAAGUUAGAAAAGUCGAAAACUUCAAUAAACCAUUGCAUUAAAACAAUGGAGUAAAACCUUAACAUUUGCAACUUAUUAUCCAAGUCAUAACAGAAAAAUUUUAUAUAUACAUUGCAUAAAAUAUAACAUUGUAAUUGUAUAUGAUGUAUAAUUGUAUAAAAUGUUAUAAACUAAAGCCAGUUUGGAAAGAAUAAUUUUCCCAUUUUAUGACAAAUAAAGGGGAGAAAGAAAAUGGUUUGCUGGUCUCCCAAAGUCUUA
Messenger RNA from Poecilia reticulata (guppy), 1999 nucleotides. RefSeq lists its product as uncharacterized. The record is from RefSeq and is a predicted model, not a curated record. Lineage: Eukaryota; Metazoa; Chordata; Actinopteri; Cyprinodontiformes; Poeciliidae.